Molecule: messenger RNA, 995 nt
Organism: Paramecium pentaurelia
Lineage: Eukaryota; Ciliophora; Oligohymenophorea; Peniculida; Parameciidae
Source: the annotation of a GenBank genome assembly
AUGAAUUUAUAUAAUGUAGAUGAUGAAAGAUUAACUAACCUAAAUAUAACAUCUCAUGUCAUUAUGAAUAUAGAAUAUUUCUGGACUGAUGAAAGAGUCAGAAGACUUUGUGAAGCUAUCUAAAACUUAGAUGAUAUCUAAAUCAAUUUAGAUUUAUUUUAGUAAAAAAUAUUAUAAUCUUAAGGCCAAGAUCUUGUACAUAAAUUACUGAUUAAUGUUUCUAAUAUUUUGGUAAUUUAAUGCCUACAAACUUAUUGGAACUUUCUUUAAAUAAUUGGGGAAAUCAAAAUUAUAACAUUUCUGACAUAGCCUUCAUUCAUUUAGGAAAGGCCUUUAAAAAUUUAAAGAUUUUAAGGUUAAAUCUUUAAUAAUGGGGACAUAAGGGAUGCAAGAUAUCAAAUAUUGGGGUAGUUUAAUUAUUUAAGAGUCUUCCAUAAUAAAUUUAGGAAUUGGAGCUAAAUCUUAACAAGUAUAAUUGACAAGAUUUCAAGAUUAGGAUAUAGAAAUCAAAACAUUACUGGACAUUCAUUUGUAGCUAUGGGUGAUUUCAUUGAAAAUUUGUAGAAUUUAAAAAAUUUAACUUUGAAUUUGGCAGAGUACUUUUCUAUUUUAAUUAUAAUAUUAGUUGGGGAAAUGAUUAUAAUAGAUCCUUAGAAUUAUUUUUAAAUGAGGAUCUCUAAUAUUUGAUUGAGAAGAUAUUCAAUUUAGAUUUAGAAAAACUUCAUUUGGACUUAACAGGUUUGGGAAUGAAUGGUAGUAAAAUUACUGAAGAAAGUGCAUUUUUCCUAUUAUAACAUUUAUAAUAAACAGACAUUUAUGAUUUAAAUAUUAUAUUAUAAGGUUGGAUAUGUAAUGUGGAAGUAAAGAAUUAGAUUUUGAAAAUGACUAAAGAGAAAUAAUAAUAAAAAAAAUAUAUGUACUAAUUAUUAGCAAUAAAAUCUUUGGAUGUUUCAACUUAGGAUAGAAUACUUGAGGAAAUUUUUGCAAAAUUAUGA